Erinaceus europaeus (western European hedgehog) is the source of this 1473-nucleotide messenger RNA. It is a transcript of the gene CRYL1, whose product is annotated as crystallin lambda 1. Gene Ontology annotation, molecular function: NAD+ binding; L-gulonate 3-dehydrogenase activity. Lineage: Eukaryota; Metazoa; Chordata; Mammalia; Eulipotyphla; Erinaceidae. The record is from RefSeq and is a predicted model, not a curated record. The transcript has 8 exons. Gene Ontology annotation, biological process: fatty acid metabolic process. The coding region runs from base 12 to 1022 and encodes 336 amino acids.
GGCGCCGCCCAAUGUGGGUGCAGCUACUGCCCCGCCCCGGCCUCGGGCGCGCGCGGGCACAGUGGGCCAUGGCGGCGGCGGGCGCUGUGUUGAUCGUGGGCAGCGGCCUCAUCGGGCGAAGUUGGGCCAUGCUGUUUGCCAGUGGUGGCUUCCAGGUGAAGCUCUAUGAUGUGGAGCCCCAGCAGAUAGCCAACGCCCUGGAGAGCAUCAGGAAGGAGUUGAAGCUGCUGGAGCAGGCGGGCUCUCUGAAGGGCUCCCUGGGCGCCCAGGAGCAGCUCGCCCUUAUCCGCGGCUGCACGGACAUUCGAGAAGCAGUAGAGGGCGCCAUGCACAUUCAGGAGUGCGUCCCUGAGAACCUGGAGCUGAAGCAGAAGCUGUUUGCCCAGCUGGAUGGGUUGGUGGAUGACAGCGUGGUGCUCAGCAGCUCCAGCUCCUGCCUGCUGCCCUCUAAGCUGUUCACUGGGCUGGCCCACGUGCAGCAGUGUCUCGUGGCGCACCCGGUGAACCCGCCCUACUAUGUGCCCUUGGUGGAGCUGGUCCCACACCCCGAGACAGCCCCUGCCACGGUGGACCGGACCCACGCACUGAUGAGGCAGAUUGGACAGUCUCCUGUCAGGAUGCUGAGGGAGGUGGAUGGCUUCGCUUUGAACCGCCUGCAGUAUGCGGUCAUUGCCGAGGCCUGGCGCCUGGUGCAGGAAGGUGUUGUAUCUCCAGAGGACCUUGACCUUGUUAUGUCAGAUGGCUUGGGCAUGCGCUAUGCUUUCAUUGGACCCUUGGAAACCAUGCACCUCAAUGCAGAAGGUAUGCUCAGUUACUGCGACAGAUAUGGUGAAGGCAUGAAACGAGUCCUGGGGACCUUUGGGUCCAUUCCAGAAUUUUCUGGGGUCACCGUGGAGAAAGUCCACCAGGCCAUGUGUGCCAAGGUCCCCGCCGACCCCCAGCACUUAGCUGCCCGCAGGAAGUGGCGGGACCAGUGUCUCAUGCAACUCUCCAAGCUGAAGGGCCAGAUGCCACCUCAGUAGAGCUUGGACACAACACCGUCUGGUGAUCCUGCUGGAAGCAACAAAUUGAAUCAAGCAACAAAUUGUAGCCUUCUGUCAUGUAGGGCAGGCAGCCUGGGGGUUACAGGUGGGGGUCAUGGACCCCCUCUGAGCAUGUUCCCCUCAGUCAGGCAGGGGAAGAGGCCCCUCAGACCUGGUUUCAAGGGUGUGGAUUUCCUGCCCCAAGUGAGAGAGAGAGCAGACAUCAGUGGGGUGUCCCCUUUCUUUUCCCUUUUCUUGUCCUCUGAUUCUCUCUGCUGACGGGGAUCCACCAGUGAUUGUGGUGUCAAGUGCCUUUGCUUUAAUCGGUAGCUGAGUCCUCUUGCUAUGGUCCCUGUUCCCUUUGGAAGACUCUCACCCUGCAGCUCUGAGGGUGUGGCCUCCACCCAGUUCCUGCUGAUUCAGAAUAAAAACACUUGUGAUUGCAUCAAAA